AUGUCUGUUCCCUUGUCAGAGAGACUGCUGGAUUUUCCAGUGCUGGAACAAGAGAAAGGUUCAGCCACCUCCAUGAACACCUCCACUGUCACUGAAUUUGUCUUUCUGGGUCUCCCCCACUCCCGCUCUAUCCAACUCCUACUCUUUCUCCUGGUCUUGGCCUGCUACAUGGCAAUCCUACUGGGCAAUCUCCUCAUUGUGGUGACUGUGCAUGCAGAGCCCCGACUCCUCCAGUCGCCCAUGUACUUAUUCCUGGGCAAUUUAUCCAUCAUUGAUACUGCAGUGGGUUCCGUGGCAGUCCCCAAGAUGUUGGCAGAACUAGCAAGCUAUGGCAAAACCAUCUCACUUGGAGGUUGUAUGACCCAGAUCUUCUUCCUGCACUUCUUUGGUGGUUCAGAGAUGCUCCUCCUCACUCUCAUGGCCUACGAUCGGUAUGUGGCCAUCUGUCACCCUCUGAUGUACAUGACCACAAUGAACCGCUCACAUUGCAGGAGGCUCCUAGUGUCCUGCUGGGUUGGAGGCCUCAUCCAUUCCAGCACCCAACUGGUCCUGCUCCUCCGGCUCCCAUUCUGUGGUCCAAACAAACUGGAUAAUUUCUACUGUGAUGUCCCACAGGUGGUCAAACUGGCUUGUGCUGAUGUCUAUGUCACUGAAAUACUCAUGGUGGCCAACAGUGGCCUCCUAUCCCUGGUUUGCUUAUUUAUCGUGCUAGUUUCAUAUGCUGUCAUUCUGGCCACCCUUCGAGGCUACUUCAGGGAGAGUGGCAGGAAGGCUCUGUCUACCUAUGGCUCUCACCUCACAGUGGUCAAUCUCGUUUUUGUGCCUUGUCUCUUUGUGUAUCUUGUACCUUCCUCCAGCUCCAAUGUAGACAAGAUGGCUUCCAUAUUCUACACUAUAGUCACCCCAGCCCUCAACCCAAUGAUAUAUACUCUAAGGAAUCGGGAAAUGAGGGAGGCUAUGGGACGAUUGAAGAAUCAGUGCAUUUUCUCCCAUUUUCCUGCAAAGGGACAAAAGUGA
Rhineura floridana is the source of this 1017-nucleotide messenger RNA. RefSeq names its product olfactory receptor 4Q3-like. The coding region runs from base 1 to 1017 and encodes 338 amino acids. Gene Ontology annotation, biological process: G protein-coupled receptor signaling pathway. Gene Ontology annotation, molecular function: olfactory receptor activity; G protein-coupled receptor activity. The transcript is spliced from 2 exons. Gene Ontology annotation, cellular component: membrane. The record is from RefSeq and is a predicted model, not a curated record. NCBI's taxonomy places the organism in Eukaryota, Metazoa, Chordata, Lepidosauria, Squamata, Rhineuridae.